UUGUAAACACGUCAAAGAAACCGAAUAAGGAAAAAAGGAUAAUUGAUACGAAGUAUUAACAAUUAUAUGAAAAUUAUAUUUUUAACAUAAGAGAGAAUUUAUAACAAACAUGAGCGUUCAAAAACGAAAAAACUACUAUCAUAAUAAUGGAAGUAACCAAAAAAAACAUAAACAUUUCUACUUGGAGCCAGGUAUGAUAGGUUUCUUAUGUACAUGUAAUUUCCAUGAGAAAGAUUGUGUACGUGAUGCUUAUAAAUUACUUAACGAAUUUGCUGAUGAAAUUUAUGGACCAGAUAUCACAAAGGACUGUGAUAAAGAUAGUACUAAAGUAUCUACAAUAGAACCAGAUGAUUCUAUUGAUGAAACAGAAAAAAAUGAUGAAGAUGAUAUAUCAACUGCUUUAAAUAAAGAAAUAAAUGAAUUAAAAGCAGAAUAUGCAAAACCAGUAACUGCCAGAAGAUUUCAGGUAGUUGAUACUGGUGUGAAGAAUGUAGUUUUUAUAAGAAGCACCUUAAAAAAUCCUUUGGAAUUAGUUACUAAAAUUAUCACUAAAUUACAUAAAACAAAAGAGCAACAUUCACGAUUCUUAUUGAGGUUACUUCCAAUUGAAGCUGUCUGUAAAGCAAAUAUGAAUGAUAUAAAGUCAAAAGCAAAUGUAGUGCUUGAAAAAUACUUUGCACAAGAACCAAAAACAUUUGGGAUUGUAUUUAAUCGACACAGCAACAAUAAUAUACACAGAGAGGAAGUCAUUGAAGAUCUAGCAGAUAUAAUAAACAAAAAGAAUCCUGGAAAUAAAACAGAUUUAAGAAAUCCGGAACUUGCGGUAAUAGUUGAAGUAAUACGCGGUGUUUGUCUUCUAUCUAUUGCUCCAAAUUAUUAUAAGUACAGAAAAUACAAUUUACUAGAAAUAUGCAAUAUGAAAGAACCCACAAAUGACUUAAAGAAAGCAGAUUCUGGAAAAAAUAAAGAAGAAAGUUCACAUGUAGAAAGUACAAUAGAAGACACAAAUUUAUCAAAAGAAACAGUUGAUAAUUCAUAA
Messenger RNA from Habropoda laboriosa, 1039 nucleotides. Its product is annotated as THUMP domain-containing protein 1 homolog. Lineage: Eukaryota; Metazoa; Arthropoda; Insecta; Hymenoptera; Apidae. The transcript is spliced from 6 exons. The coding region runs from base 110 to 1039 and encodes 309 amino acids. The record is from RefSeq and is a predicted model, not a curated record. Gene Ontology annotation, molecular function: RNA binding. Gene Ontology annotation, biological process: tRNA modification.